Molecule: messenger RNA, 839 nt
Organism: Labrus bergylta (ballan wrasse)
Lineage: Eukaryota; Metazoa; Chordata; Actinopteri; Labriformes; Labridae
Source: RefSeq, a predicted model, not a curated record
CAGGGAGGAGCCUCACUGGGAGAAAUACGCGCCUCUCUGAAACUUUCCACACUCAUAGUUCCCCUCCUGUCUCGUUCCUCUCCCGCUGAGAUGUCGACACCCGGGGGGUCUCUGCCCUGCGACGGGAUGUACUCCAAACUGAUAGACGACGAAGCCUCUUACGACGAGCUCAACCGCAGGCCAGAUGUUGGACACAGCGGUCACCCAGUCUCCCAUGUCAGAGUAAUACCCAGGCCGAGUGGCCCCAGGUUGUACCGCCUCGCCACCAUCUGCCUGGCUACACUCUGUGCCGUCCUGCUGAUCUCCGUCAUAGCCGUCUCUGCACACUAUAAAAACAAAUCUCAGGGCGGGGCUGAGGCCACCGCAGAGGCACAGAAGCAGACGCAGGACUUUAACGCGUCAGCUCUGACCAUCACCAUCAGCAAACUGCAGAAAGAGAGGGAGGAGCUGCAGAAAGAGAGGGAUGAGCUGCAGAAACAGAGGGAUGAGCUGCAGAAACAGAGGGAUGAGCUGCAGGCCAAACUUGAUGCUAAGCCGACUGCAAAAGCUCCUGACGUGGUCAGGCCGACAACAAAGGCUCCGAUCAUCUGCCCGCCGGACUGGCUGCUGUUCAACAACAGCUGUUACUCCAUCUCCAGAAACACGAGGAGCUGGCCAGAGAGCAAGUCGUUCUGUGAGAGCAAAGGAGCCUACCUGGCCAUCAUCCACACCGCUGAGGAGCAGACUUUUCUGUGGGAUCUUCUACCCAGAGGUCACUGGAACUCAUUCUGGUUUGGGAUCACUGACGGGGACACGGAGGAUCAUUGGAAAUGGGUGGAUGGCAGCAGUCUGGUUGGAGG